AAAGUGAAAAAGUGCAGCUGAAGAGAAUAGAGAACAAAAUUAAUCGGCAGGUGACCUUCUCCAAGUGGCGAUCGGGUCUUCUAAAAAAAGCUCAUGAGAUUUCCAUCCUCUGCGACGCCAAUGCCGGCUUAAUCGUCUUCUCCACCAAAGGUAUAUUGAACUGCAUUCUUGAUACAAGCAAGAUAGAAGCCGGGAAGAUGCAGCUUGAGGAGCAAGUGUUCGAUGUGGAGCAGCUUCUGGAGGACGUGGUUGAUCUAUACUAUCCUGUUGGCAUGAAUAAAGGCGUAGACGUGAUCUUGGAUCCGUGCGAUGGCUCUGUCUCGAGAUGUCGUUCGGCUAAAGAUGAUCAGGUGGUGCAAGUGGUGAUUCAUGAGCUCGUUCAUGCUUAUGAUGAGUGUCGUGCUGCUAAUCUCGACUGGACUAACUGCGCUCAUCACACUUGCAAUGAGAUUCGAGCUAAUCAUCUCAGCGGUUAUUGCCACUUGAAACAAGAGUUUCUUCGUGGGCAUUUGAAGAUAAAGGGAGGGCAAGAGUGUGUAUGGCAAAGAGCAAUGAAAGCAAUGAGUGGAAACCCAUACUGUUCGGGAAUAAAAGCAGAGGAUGCCAUGAAAGCUGUUUGGAGCACUUGCUAUAACGACAUUACGCCCUUCGACACUUGAGAGAGACUGCUACUCACUUCUCUUGGCAUCAAAUUAAUUGCCACUCUGAAGUUGCUACUGCACUGAUUAUGUAUUUAAGUUUACAUUCUUGAGUUAUCUUUAAUCCAUGCAAAUUUCACAUUACUACUAAUUUCUUUAUGUAACAAUAAAUUUUUGUAUUUCAAUUUAUAAAAUACAAAAGUGUGUUACAAAGAUAAUUUGAUAGAGUUUUGCGGGUUGCAAUCUCUAGUUGAUCCUCUUAUUCUUCUCUUCCAUUUGAUUCUUGAACAAUCUCGAAGGUUCUUGAAAUAUUUGAUUUGAUGACGAUAAAUCCAAAGGGCUUCAAGCCAUGAUUUUGAAUUGCACGUCGAAGUUGAUUUGAUUUGGAGAAGAACGUCCUUAGAAUUUUGUAAGAACGCCUUGAAGCUUUCGAUCUUGAAGAUUUGAAGGUUUGAUCACUUGAAGAUUUGAAGAUCUUGAUCACUUGAAGAUUUGAAGGUUUUGAAUUCUUGAACUCUUGAAGAUUUGAAGAUCUUGAUCACUUGAAGAUUUGAAGGUUUUGAAUUCUUGAACUCUUGAAGAUUUGAAGAUCUUGAUCACUUGAAGAUUUGAAGGUUUUGAAUUCUUGAACUCUUGAAGCUUUGAAGAUCUUGAAUUCUUGAACUCUUGAAGAUUUGAUCUUGAUCACUUGAAGAUUUGAAGGUUUUGAAUUCUUGAACUCUUGAAGAUUUGAAGAUCUUGAUCACUUGAAGAUUUGAAGGUUUUGAAUUCUUGAACUCUUGAAGCUUUGAAGAUCUUGAAUUCUUGAACUCUUGAAGAUUUGAAGAAUGCUUGAAGAAUACUUGAAUCCUUCACUUCUUCCACUUGUGACACUGGAGAGAAUUCUUGUGCUUUUCAACCUUUCUCUCCUCCAAGAUGUUAUUUGUGAGCACCCCAACACCCCUAUUUAUAGAUGUAGGAGGUGGGUCUUAUGGGCUUUAUGGGCUUUGGGCCUCCAUGCAUGGGCCUUAGGGCUUUAAGUGGCCAAUAGGCCCAUUAGUUCAUUAUAUUAAAUAUUAAUUAUAUAUCUAUUUAAAUUAAGAAUAAAAUCCCAUUUAAUAAAAUAGAAAAUAUAAUUGAAUAUUUAAUUUAUGAAUAUACACGUGACACGAUUUAAUUCGACGAUAAAUUUAAUUGUCUACACUUUGUUGUAGAGCUGGUUAUGGAGUUUUGUUAUUUAGUUGUUAAUUUAGUGUUUUUUGGUUACUUGAUCUAUCCUCCAAUUUUGGGGGCCGAAUAGGAAGCAAUUGAUUUUGAAAUUGUUUUUGGGUGAAUGUUUCUAAUAGCUUAUAUAUGUAGAAUUUAUGUAGCUUAGAUCUCUUUCUCUUAUGCUUAUUGGUAAAUUUUUUAUGAGAAACAGACUGAA
Salvia miltiorrhiza (redroot sage) is the source of this 2043-nucleotide messenger RNA. RefSeq names its product mitochondrial inner membrane protease ATP23-like. Gene Ontology annotation, biological process: mitochondrial protein processing; mitochondrial proton-transporting ATP synthase complex assembly. The record is from RefSeq and is a predicted model, not a curated record. Gene Ontology annotation, cellular component: extrinsic component of mitochondrial inner membrane. The coding region runs from base 198 to 659 and encodes 153 amino acids. The transcript is spliced from 4 exons. Gene Ontology annotation, molecular function: metalloendopeptidase activity. NCBI's taxonomy places the organism in Eukaryota, Viridiplantae, Streptophyta, Magnoliopsida, Lamiales, Lamiaceae.